This is a messenger RNA of Hibiscus syriacus, 2033 nucleotides long. Its product is annotated as fatty acid amide hydrolase-like. The transcript has 20 exons. Gene Ontology annotation, biological process: N-acylethanolamine metabolic process. Lineage: Eukaryota; Viridiplantae; Streptophyta; Magnoliopsida; Malvales; Malvaceae. Gene Ontology annotation, cellular component: membrane. Bases 39 to 1865 code for a protein of 608 amino acids. Gene Ontology annotation, molecular function: N-(long-chain-acyl)ethanolamine deacylase activity. The record is from RefSeq and is a predicted model, not a curated record.
UUACUUCUUUUUGUUCUCACCCAACUCAUCUAGCAGCAAUGCCGAAGAAGCGGGUUAUAGUUCCGGCGCAGAAACUAGACUUUUCCACCGUCAAAUACCAGCAACAAACAGUCCAAGCUCCUCAUUUGACGGGAUUUAUACUGAAGUUGUUUGUGAGGAUAAUUGAAGCUCCAAUUAUUGGUUCAUUGAUCAUUUCAUUCAUGAAAAAGAAGAACAAAAUUGUCGAGAUGUUGCAGAACACUGAGAUUCCAGAAAAACCCAUGUUUAAGCCUGAAUUCCCUCCUCAAGAAGCAGAACCUUCAGUAGUCAUUGUGGAUGAAGAAGGAAAACCUACAGACCGAGUUGAAUCUGCCUUAAAGUGUCUCCCCCAUUAUGAUCCUGCUAGUUACUGGAGUGAGGAUCCGCUUCCAUCAUUCCGGUAUUGGAAGAUUCGUGAUUAUGCUUAUGCUUAUAGAUCGAAACUUGUGACACCUUCUACGGUAGCAGAACAAAUCAUCUCAGUAAUUGAGGGGUGUAACUAUCAUAAGCCCCCAACACCAUUGUUGAUCUCAUUUGAGGCCGAGGAUAUAAGGAAGCAAGCUGCAGCUUCAACAAAAAGGUUUGAGGAAGGAAAUCCAUUGUCAAUUUUGGAUGGAAUUUUCAUGGCAAUCAAGGAUGACAUAGAUUGCACUCCUCAUCCAACUAAGGGUGCAUCAACAUGGAUGCAUGGAGUUCGGUCUGUUGAGAAGGAUGGGGUUAGUGUCUCAAGAUUGCGGAGCUGUGGUGUGAUUCUUAUUGGAAAGGCCAGCAUGCAUGAAUUUGGCUUGGGCACAACCGGAAACAAUCCAAAUUAUGGAACAACCAGAAACCCUCAUGCACAUGAAAGAUAUACAGGUGGAUCCUCCUCUGGUCCUGCAGCAAUUGUAGCUUCUGGACUAUGUUCUGCUGCCCUAGGAACAGAUGGUGGAGGUUCUAUUCGCAUUCCUUCAUCCCUUUGUGGUGUAGUGGGCUUGAAAACAACUUAUGGAAGGACGAACAUGGGAGGAUCAUUAUGUGGAUCUGGGACUGUGGAAAUCAUUGGACCAAUAGCAUCAACAGUGGAAGAUGUCAUACUAGUGUAUGCAGCCAUUUUGGGUUCCUCUCCUGAGGACAGAAUCAGUUUGAAACCGUGCCUCCCUUGUUUGCCUGUUUUGUCAUCACUUGAGAAUUCAAACAUUUUGGGAUCAUUGCGACUGGGGAAGUAUACAGAGUGGUUUAAUGAUGUUCAUUCAACGGAUAUCUCUGAUGUCUGCGAGGAUGUUCUCAACCUUCUAUCGAAAAACCAUGGAUGUAAGACAAUAGAGAUAGUAAUACCAGAACUACAUGAGAUGCGUACAGCCCAUCUUGUUUCAAUUGGAUCUGAAUCGCUACGCUCGCUAAAGCCUGAUAUAGAGGACGGGAAAGGUGCGGAAUUGACAUAUGAUACUCGCAUUAGUAUGGCACUUUUUCGAACAUUCACCGCAUCAGACUACGUUGCUGCCCAGUGUCUUAGAAGAAGGAUAAUGCACCACCACAUGGAGAUCUUCAAGAAGGUUGAUGUCAUAGUGACCCCAACAACUGGCAUGACAGCACCAAAAAUACCACCUAGUGCUCUGGAAAAUGGAGAGUCAGACAUGCAGGUUACAGGUUACCUUAUGCGGUUCAUUAUUGCUGGUAAUCUUCUUGGUCUUCCUGCCCUUACUGUCCCUGUUGGUUAUGACAAAGAAGGACUUCCCAUAGGUUUACAACUAAUAGGCCUUCCAUGGGGUGAAGCUACAAUUCUACGUUUGGCUUCUGCAAUCGAGGAACUUUGUAUCAAAUCCAGGAAGAAACCUGCUUCAUUCUAUGACAUCUUAAAGGCCAAGUAAGAGCCUUCAUGGACUAUGUUUUAUUGCAGAUCCUUAUGUUGUCUCUUCAUAAUCACCAAUAACGAUGCGUCUCUAAACAUCGUUAUCUUAUUUGAUGUAUGAAUAAGCUAUGUCUGCUAUAAUUCUGCCAAACCAUGCCUGAAAGAAACCGAUGAUCUAUUUGAUUCU